AACAAUCCGUAUAAAUCUUAUCAUCGUCGCCUCUCUCUUCAUUUCCCACCACAUCCACCACCGGCGAAGAGGAGAGAGGAGGAAAGAUGGUGACGCUUAAGCUGCAAAAGCGGCUUUCCGCCAGCGUAUUGAAGUGCGGCAAGGGGAAGGUUUGGCUCGACCCUAAUGAAGUAAACGAAAUCUCCAUGGCCAACUCCCGACAAAAUAUUAGGAAGUUGGUUAAGGAUGGUUUCAUUAUCAGGAAGCCAACCAAGAUCCACUCACGUUCCCGUGCCCGCCGCAUGAAGGAGGCAAAAAGGAAGGGACGCCACUCUGGAUAUGGUAAGCGCAAGGGUACCAGGGAAGCAAGGUUGCCCACUAAGAUUCUGUGGAUGAGGAGAAUGAGAGUAUUGAGGCGUCUGCUCCGCAAGUAUCGUGAGGCAAAGAAGAUUGACAAACACAUGUACCAUGACAUGUACAUGAGGGUCAAGGGAAACGUGUUCAAGAACAAGCGUGUGUUGAUGGAGAGCAUUCACAAGUCCAAGGCUGAGAAGGCUAGGGAGAAGACUUUGUCCGACCAGUUUGAGGCCAAGAGAGCAAAGAAUAAGGCUAGCAGGGAAAGGAAGUUUGCUAGGAGAGAAGAACGUCUUGCUCAGGGACCAGGAGAGAAGGUAGCUCCACCUGCAGCAGCUGCCCCUGCAUCGACAGCUCAGCCAGCACAGCCAAUUAAGAAGUCGAAGAAGUGAUAUACUUGACGAAUAGUUUUCACCUACUGGCACUCGGCAUCCUUAUGGUUUUGCUAGAACUGUACCCCACUUCUUUUACACCCUUAAUUUUGAGUUGCUUUUAUCAUAUAACUAUGUUUAGUGAAAGGAGUAUUGAAAUUAUUAUGUUUCCAUAAGUUGAUUUAUACUCCUAUUUGAUUUCUUUUAAGUUUAUGUGCAUGUUCUUAUAUUGGGUAUAA
Messenger RNA from Salvia splendens (bonfire salvia), 943 nucleotides. RefSeq names its product 60S ribosomal protein L19-1. Gene Ontology annotation, molecular function: structural constituent of ribosome; RNA binding. The record is from RefSeq and is a predicted model, not a curated record. Gene Ontology annotation, cellular component: ribosome; cytosolic large ribosomal subunit. Bases 87 to 725 code for a protein of 212 amino acids. The transcript is spliced from 5 exons. Lineage: Eukaryota; Viridiplantae; Streptophyta; Magnoliopsida; Lamiales; Lamiaceae. Gene Ontology annotation, biological process: translation.